Molecule: messenger RNA, 3115 nt
Organism: Lemur catta (Ring-tailed lemur)
Lineage: Eukaryota; Metazoa; Chordata; Mammalia; Primates; Lemuridae
Product: SEC14-like protein 4
Exons: 12
Coding region: 62-1303 (413 amino acids)
Cellular component (GO): cytoplasm
Source: RefSeq, a predicted model, not a curated record
GGCGGCGGCGGGCAGACGCGUCCUGCACACUUGCACCGCGCCCCCUGCGCCUGCGGGCACCAUGAGCGGCCGAGUUGGGGACCUGAGCCCCCAGCAGCAGGAGGCGCUGGCCAGGUUCCAGGAGAACCUCCGGGACCUGUUACCCACCUUGCCCAACGCUGACGAUUUCUUCCUCCUGCGCUGGCUCCGAGCUCGGAACUUUGACCUGCAGAAAUCCGAGAACAUGCUCCGGCAGCACGUGGAGUUCCGGAAGCAACAAGACCUGGACAACAUCCUCUCGUGGCAGCCACUGGAGGGCCCUUACCCACAUGCCCAGGUGAUCCAGCUGUACGACUCGGGAGGCCUGUGCGGCUACGACUAUGAAGGCUGCCCGGUGUGGUUCGACAUCAUUGGGACCCUUGACCCCAAGGGUCUCCUCCUGUCGGCCUCCAAGCAGGAGCUGAUCCGGAAGCGCAUCAGGGUCUGCGAGCUGCUGUUGCGUGAGUGUGCGCUGCAGAGUGAGAAGCUGGGCAGGAAGAUCGAGAUGGUGCUGAUGGUGUUUGACAUGGAGGGGCUGAGCCUGAGGCACCUGUGGAAGCCAGCUGUGGAGGUCUACCAGCAGUUUUUUGCCAUACUGGAAGCAAAUUAUCCUGAGAUGCUGAAGAAUUUAAUUAUUGUUCGAGCCUCCAGACUGUUCCCCGUGGCCUUCAACUUGGUCAAGUCCUUCAUGAGUGAGGAGACACGCAGGAAGAUAGUGAUUCUGGGAGACAACUGGAAGCAGGAGCUGACCAAGUUCAUCAGCCCCGACCAGCUGCCCGUGGAGUUUGGGGGGACCAUGACGGACCCCGACGGCAACCCCAAGUGCUUGACCAAGAUCAACUACGGGGGCGAGGUGCCCAAGACCUACUACCUGCGCAACCAGGUGAGGGCGCAGUACGAGCACACAAAGUCCGUGGGCCGCGGCUCCUCCCUGCAGGUGGAGAAUGAGAUCCUGUUCCCAGGCUGUGUGCUCAGGUGGCAGUUCGCAUCAGAUGGUGGGGACAUCGGCUUUGGGGUUUUCCUGAAGACCAGGAUGGGGGAGCGGCAGCGGGCAGGGGAGAUGACGGAGGUGCUGCCCAGCCAGCGCUACAACGCCCACCUGGUGCCCGAGGACGGGAGCCUCACCUGCCUCAAGGCCGGUGUUUAUGUCUUGCGCUUCGAUAACACCUACAGCCUAGUGCACGCCAAGAAGGUCAGCUACACUGUGGAGGUGCUGCUCCCCGACAAGGCCUCCCAGGAGAAGCUGCAGGGUCUCGAGGCAACAAGACCCUCCCCAGAGCAAUGAAGACCCUGGCCGCAGCCUCUGUGCUUGUGCUUUCCAAACCCUUUGCACCCUCCCCGGGCGCCUGCCGUGCAAGCAGGGUGGUGCUGAAGGUGUGCGCAGAGAGCCACCUACCCUGUGUCACAUCUCAGAAGGGGGACAACCAAAGCCUAGGCCACCCUGAAGAUUCAGAGAAUGGGAGUGACAAUGAGAACCCUGAGGAAGGGUCCUACCUGCAGAAGCUGCCCUCGCGUCCUUCCCGGUGAGAUCCACCCACUCCAGGACUCACCCAUGCCCGGUGUCCCAGCUCGGAACUGUGUGCACAGACCCCGGGCCCUGCAGGGAGCACAGUGUCAGGCCUUGAGAGCAGAGAAGCCCUGUUUUCUGCAGGUGGGAGGCCAGCUGGGAUGGGCAGGGGAGACGGGGCAGGGGUGAGGGUCCCAGUUCCUGCAGAGCUUCCAGGUCCACUUGAGCUUCUUGUUCUGCCUUUGGAGGGAAAAUCAGAAAUGGAGAAGUGGGACCCCCCUGGGUGUGGCUGUGUGGGUUGACUCCAGGGGACAAUGAAGCCAUCAGCCAGAGCCUGGGAGCCCAGGCUGUGCUGCCCUGCCCCCUCCCUACCCUGCCCCGCCCCCUGUCCCCUGGCUGGGCCAGGCCAGCGGCCACCAAUAUCUCAGAAGACCUGGGCCCACGGCUCGGGAUGGUUGCUCCUGCUAUUUGUCCUUCUGGAUUCCCCGUCCUACAGGGCAAAAGAGUACUGUCCCCCCCAGUGAUGGCCCUGAGGGUGAGGGGUCAAUCAGAUGUCCCUGUUGCAACGCAGUAACAUCCCCGAUGCCAAGCCCCUCCCAGAGACCAGUAGCCUCAGCAAAUGCCGGGCCCCUUUCCUGCCCUUGGAUUCUGUGAUUUCACUUUCUCCAAUUAACAGGGGCUUUCUCAAUUACCCAGGACCUAUUUUAGGUGAGAAAAUGAUGAGGCUUGAGAAGGUGGGGGUCUUCAGGUGAGCACCGUGGGGUCCUUGGGGCUCCCAGCUCCUACAGCUGGGGCAGCUGUGACCUUCAUGGGUGCGCAUGCUUAGAGUCUGAACAGGGGCCCUGCUGCUAUAAAAGGCAAACUAACUAAACUAAAUGCCUAGAGCCGGUGCCAUGAGGCAAGUGACAAGGGGGUCGGGUGCAGGCACCAGCGACUGAAUCCUAGAGCUGGCGGAGCACGCCUAGUGGCCUAGUGGUUACACAGCGAGUUCGGCAGUCACCUGCGGAGGUGAGAGCAGGACCUCCUACCAGGCAAGGUGGGCAGGGGCACAUUGAGAGCUCUACCCAGGGGUCUGUCCUCAGCAACCCCAUCCCUAACUCUUAACACUGUCACUUUAAAAACAAAAAAAGGGAAAUCACCCAGAGUGUGGUGCUGAUUUGCCUAAAGUUUGUUUCUCCGUCUAUUCUUUUGUUCUUCAACGUUUAUUGGGUAUCUGCCCAGCACCAGGCUCUGCAGGCCCUGGGGACACGGAGGCACUUGCCCCAUGGUAGGAGGCGGAAGUGGCUCUGACGAUCAGUUAGCGAGUGGGGGUGUCGUCACCGUGCGUGCCUGGGGGGCAGGAGCUGAAUUCGGGGGGAACACCCAGCAAAGAAACAGGACGGGGGUCAGAUGUGCUUUGCCCAAGACGGUGACCCUGAAGGGAGAGUGACUGGAUGUGAGGGUGACCGGGCGCGGGCGAGCUUCCAGACUGAGGAAGAGGGUGUGGGUGGCCAGGGGACUCGGGGGUGUCUGAGGGAGCCGGAGGGGCUCUCCUGGCCUUGGGCAACACUGAUAACAUUUGCCGUUUCUUCAUGAACAACUGUGUGCACA